AUGGCCUCUCCAGUCCUCAAGCAAGGAUUUUUCGUGGUAUUAGUUCUCACUUUGUCUGUCUUCCAGAUGGUGAGCGCUAGCGAUCCAGACAUCUUAACUGAUUUCGUAGUCCCACAGAACGUUACUCCAGAUGGAAACUUCUUCACGUUUACCGGCUUGAGAGCUGUUCUGCCGCUGGAUGCUCCCACAGCUUUCAAACUAACGAAAGUAAGCCAGGCAGAGUUCCCGGCUCUUGAUGGGCAGAGUGUCUCGAUUGCAGUUCUUGAGUACUCGGCCCUCUCACUCAACCCGCUGCACACGCAUCCUCGUGCAUCGGAGCUCCUAUUCCUUAUUCAUGGAUCACUGGAGGUCGGAUUAGUUGACACGACCAACAAGCUCUUCACUCAGACCCUUCAGGCCGGUGACAUGUUCAUAUUUCCGAAAGGACUGGUUCACUACCAGUACAAUGCUAAUGCAACAGAUUACGCAGUAGCCAUUUCCGCAUUUGGCAGUGCAAACGCUGGAACAGUCUCGCUUCCUACAACUUUAUUCUCCACCAACAUCAACAGCAGGAUCUUGGCCAAGUCAUUUAAGACGACCGUUCCCACCAUUCACACCCUCAAACGUGGGCUCAAGCCACCCAUGGCCUAA
Molecule: messenger RNA, 630 nt
Organism: Eucalyptus grandis
Lineage: Eukaryota; Viridiplantae; Streptophyta; Magnoliopsida; Myrtales; Myrtaceae
Product: germin-like protein 9-3
Exons: 1
Coding region: 1-630 (209 amino acids)
Cellular component (GO): cell wall
Molecular function (GO): manganese ion binding
Source: RefSeq, a predicted model, not a curated record